Molecule: messenger RNA, 1295 nt
Organism: Psylliodes chrysocephalus
Lineage: Eukaryota; Metazoa; Arthropoda; Insecta; Coleoptera; Chrysomelidae
Source: the annotation of a GenBank genome assembly
CGAAUUAUCAACAUCAACUUUAACCUCUCUUUAUGAAUCCGUUUCAUCGUACUUUCUUAUCGGUUCGGUAACCAGUCACAAAAGAUUUUUUUAUGUAAAAGUUGUGCACAAUGUUUAAUAAAUUGCUUCUGUUGUUGUUAAUAAAUGGCCUCGUCGCGGCGGACCCUGCAACCGGGGUUUCUAGGUUUAAAAGACAAGUCAAAGUUAGCAUUGAGGAAGAUAACAGGAUAAUAGAAGUGUUUAAUAAUUGCAGAUGUGUUUUUCAUUACCAGUGUAGCUCUAAUAAUACCGUCGUUACGAACGGUAAAAAUUUAAUUGAUAUAAGAAUAAACGAAAAUCCCUCUUACGAUAAACGAAACGAAACAUUGAUAUGCAAGGGCGGGAAAUUCGAUGGCGAGAUAAUAUGUUGCGGAACAAACUCCAUCACAACUACCAAUGACACUAGCACGAACCCGAGAUCUCCAGAUGUAAUCAUCGAUGCACCAGAUACCUCAAAUCCUUCAAAGCACAUGUGCGGUACACAAAGAACCAAAAUCAAUGUCAGGAUUUCCACGGAUGACGAAAAUUCCAUCGACGGAGAGUUUCCAUGGAUCGCCGCCAUUUAUAAGAAGAAGAAAAAUGGUAACAGGUGGGACUUCCAUUGUAGUGGAACUUUGAUUAAUCCCAAAGUUAUUUUGACGGCUAAUCAUUAUUUUCAUAGGAAGAAUCCCGAAGACUUCAAGGUCAUCUUAAAUGGCAACAUCGAGUUACCAAAAUUGGGAAACGAUAUAGAACAUGAAAGAAAUUUGAUAGAAAUCGUCCACCAUCCACAGUAUUACGGUGGAGCACUCUACAAUGACGCGGCCUUACUAAUCUUAGACAAGCCCAUGGAGUCGAGCAAGACUAAUUCUAUAAAUAGUAUUUGUUUGCCUCCCGAUGAGGUGAUAGAUAGUGGUAGGUGUUUGGUCGCCGGUUGGGGGAAAGGAUCAGAAGAAGAUGGUAUUCCAAUCCUCAAAAAAGUCGAAGUCCCCCUACUGAACUUCAACAGAUGUCAGAACCUCUUGCGUAAAACCAGAUUAGGAGCCAGUUUCGAUCUUCACAACUCCUUCAUGUGCGCAGGCGGUGAAAAAGACAGAGACGCCUGCAAAGGAGACGGGGGAAGCCCCCUCAUGUGUACUCUACCAUCCAGUAACAGAUACUAUCAUGCUGGAAUUGUGUCUUGGGGAAUUGGUUGCGGACAAGAAGAUGUACCAGGGGUUUAUGCCAGUACUACCAAAAUGAAGAAUUGGAUAUUGGAGGAACUUAGAAAGAGGAAU